AUGGUCCUUGGCUGGCUGCUGCUUCUGGUGACAGCUCUGCCCCCAGGUACGACAGGCGCCAAGGACUGCGUCUUCUGUGAGCUGACCGACUCCUUAAGCUGCCCCGGUACCCACAUGCGCUGUGGCGAUGACGAGGACUGCUUCACAGGCCGUGGGGUGGCGCAGGGCGCUGGCCCCAUCAUCAACAAAGGCUGCACGCGGGCCACUUCGUGCGGCCGCGAGGAGCCCGUCAGCUACAUGGGCAUCACCUACAGCCUCGUCACCAACUGCUGCACAGGCCACCUGUGCAAUGGGGCUCCCAACCCCACAGGCAGCUGGAUGGCAGGGGCCACCACUGGCCUGGCGCUGGGCAUGCUGCUGCUGCUGCUCCAACAUUUGCUGUGACCUACCUGGAGGGCAGGGCUCAAGACUGGUCUCCCGGCUCCACUGCUCCCCGUGCCCCCUGCCUCCACCCC
Molecule: messenger RNA, 455 nt
Organism: Camelus dromedarius (Arabian camel)
Lineage: Eukaryota; Metazoa; Chordata; Mammalia; Artiodactyla; Camelidae
Gene: SPACA4
Product: sperm acrosome associated 4
Exons: 1
Coding region: 1-384 (127 amino acids)
Biological process (GO): sperm-egg recognition
Cellular component (GO): membrane
Source: RefSeq, a predicted model, not a curated record